AUGGGAGAUGAAGGACCACGAGUAAUGCUUACAGAUCAAGAUCCAGCAAUGCCAGUUGCACUAGGCAGGCGUAGCGAGAGCACGAACAAACUCGUCAAAAGUGCUCAUGUCGAUGCAAACACGCCACUACAUCAAUUCGCCAAGCAAAUGUUGAAGCUUCUACACAGUAGGAAGAUGAAAGAGGCAAAAGAGGCACUAGGAUGCAUGGGCCAAAAGGAAACAAAUACAUUGUAUAUGUUUGAGAUACGUGUAGCGAGGACAUACACAAGGGCUGUAAUGAAUAAGUUUCACGAGUCUUUGAAAUAUGCUACUGCAUACAAGAUAUCACAUGAUCCAGAUGGUGGUGUGAAUGAAUGGGUGGUUCAGCAUACUUCAAGGUCAAAUAAGAUUGUGUGGGGGCAACACCAAUUCAAAGUAAUGGCUGAUGUAGAUGCUGGAAAGUAUGAAUGUGAAUGCAAGCAUUGGGAGCAUACAGGUCUGCUUUGUGUGCAUCUUUUACGAACAUUUAUGCAUCUUCAAAUUGAUCGAAUACCUUCGGAAUACAUCCUUCAGAGAUACACCUACUCUGCUAUACAAGAUGUGACUUUUUCAAGGGAUGAUAAGAAUUUGAAGGGUAAAGACGGUGAGACUAAAUCAUAUAGGCAGAAGAUGUUGCUUAAAAAGUCAAUGAAAGUAGUACAUCAUGCAAGUCUUUCAAAGGCUGGAUAUGAUAGAGCCCUGGAGAUGAUGGAUGAACUGCUUUUGCUACUUUCACGGUUGGAGCCAGAUAUUGAAGGUGAUGAUAGUACUAGUGAUGGCGAAGGAAUACAGUAUGAGAAACUUGCCUGA
Messenger RNA from Zea mays, 828 nucleotides. Its product is annotated as protein FAR1-RELATED SEQUENCE 5-like. The transcript is spliced from 6 exons. Lineage: Eukaryota; Viridiplantae; Streptophyta; Magnoliopsida; Poales; Poaceae. Gene Ontology annotation, molecular function: zinc ion binding. The coding region runs from base 1 to 828 and encodes 275 amino acids. The record is from RefSeq and is a predicted model, not a curated record. Gene Ontology annotation, biological process: regulation of DNA-templated transcription.